AUGGCAAAACUAUUUGGCGUAGCAUACGCCAAAAGUGCUUUGGUUCAGAAUGCAUCUAUGAUCCAAAUGUUUUUGGAGAAGAAGAUCAUGCUCGCUCCUUCAACUAUGACCGACCGUACUCUUCCUGACGCACCGUCUACUAAGACCGAAGCGCUUGCAGCGAGCCUUACGCCAUUUCAGAUUAGAUCUAUUCCAACUAUGGCUGCUCCUAAAACAGGCCGCAAACACAAGAGGCAGGAAUCAGAAGUGUUGACGUCUACUCCCGUCAAAGCUGAACAAGCAUUUAAGUUUAAGAAGGCAAAUAUUAAGAAGACCAAGAUUUCUGAGUUAGAAGGCCCCAGAAAAACUAAAACUAAAAGAUCCUCAGUC
Brenthis ino (lesser marbled fritillary) is the source of this 369-nucleotide messenger RNA. The record is from the annotation of a GenBank genome assembly. Lineage: Eukaryota; Metazoa; Arthropoda; Insecta; Lepidoptera; Nymphalidae.